UUUUGUUAUUAACAUUUUUUAGCAAAAACAGAAAAUAACUUCUAAUAAAAUAAAAGUACAAAUUAACACUUGAUUCACAUGUGCGCUGCCUGCAUGAUGGAUACUCCAUUUUGAGUUUACAAAGCAGUGAAGCCAAGUGGUGAUCCUCACUUGAAACAAGCUUUUGCUUCUCAAAAAACUUUAUCCCAGAAACCUGUGGAAUUUACCUAACUUUUUUUGUUUAUAAUAUUAUUAAAAGAUGUCUGAUUCCUUGAUUAUUUGCGUUUGCGACUACUGGCAGCGGUGUCAUUUCCACAACCGUCCGAACCGGGAGGCCGGCGGCUCCUGUCGGGAAAAGGCAUCCUUGAGGAGGCUGAGCAUCCGAGUGGACGCCAUAAAUGGGAAUUACUACCUGCGAGAGUUCCUUCAGCAAACGGAGCUGGCCAAGAGCCUGAGGAGCAAGCAUGGCGUCCACUUGGUGUGGCUCUCCUUUGAGCCGCCGGAAAGGGAAACGAUCGACUAUCGGUUCGCGGACAUGCUGGCACACACGCUGUGGGAGCACAUCGAGGUGGAGCACCUCAUGUCCUGGCUCUCCACCCUAGGCGGCGGCUUUUCCGCCCUCGGCGAGCAAUUCGAGCGAUGCGCAGAGACGGCCGGAAAGAUAUCGCUGCAGCAGCUGAAGAUUGGUAUGCGACUUGGGGAUCCCUUCCUGCAGGCGCGGUGUAAGCUGUACUUCAGCAUCUCCCUGAUCCAGCGGGGCCAGCUCCGCGCGGCAAAGCAUCUGAUCCGAGAACAGUAUGCCUUUGCGAGGAGAAACGCCGAAAAGGAUGUGCGCCUGGUGCGGAUGUGCCUGGGUAUUUGGCAGCGACUUAGCUACGAGUAUGAGCAGCGGCGUAUGCGGCGAAUGGGAAACUAAGACCCCAUAUUCUGCCCUUAAAUUAUGUACAUAUUGGGAAAGUGUCCCGGUGUUCCUUUUUGAUUAUGCAAGUUGUAGGUAAAAAAAAAAUUGUUUUCAAUAUUUAUUUAAUAUGUAAUUGUAUAUACGUAAAAAAA
This is a messenger RNA of Drosophila subpulchrella, 1032 nucleotides long. RefSeq lists its product as uncharacterized. The transcript has 3 exons. Lineage: Eukaryota; Metazoa; Arthropoda; Insecta; Diptera; Drosophilidae. Bases 239 to 895 code for a protein of 218 amino acids. The record is from RefSeq and is a predicted model, not a curated record.